Molecule: messenger RNA, 538 nt
Organism: Suncus etruscus (white-toothed pygmy shrew)
Lineage: Eukaryota; Metazoa; Chordata; Mammalia; Eulipotyphla; Soricidae
Gene: GATC
Product: glutamyl-tRNA amidotransferase subunit C
Exons: 3
Coding region: 1-519 (172 amino acids)
Biological process (GO): regulation of translational fidelity; glutaminyl-tRNAGln biosynthesis via transamidation; mitochondrial translation
Cellular component (GO): mitochondrion; glutamyl-tRNA(Gln) amidotransferase complex
Molecular function (GO): glutaminyl-tRNA synthase (glutamine-hydrolyzing) activity
Source: RefSeq, a predicted model, not a curated record
AUGGCGGCGGCGGCGGCGGCGGCGGCGGCGGCGGCAGGGGCGCGGCGCGCGGCGAUGCCGUCACUUCCGGCCUGGGCGCGCGCGACGUCACUUCCGGGCGCGGGCCGCGCGCCGCGGAGGCCGAUGUGGGCGCGCGGGUGGCGGGCGUGGCGCCCUUGGGCGGCGGCGGCGGCGGGAGGCGGCGGAGGCGGAGGGCGCCUGGUCUCGGGCCGGGUGGCGGCGCACCUGCAGCGCCUGGCGCUCGUGGACCUGGGCGGCCCCGAGGCCCUGGCCCGGCUGGAGGCCGCCGUGGCGUUCGCCGGCCGGCUGCGCGCGCUCGACACGGCCGGGGUGGCGCCGCUCGAGUCGGUGCUGGAGGGCAGAUGUCUAUACCUGAGACCCGACCACGUAGCAGAAGGCAACUGUGCAGAAGACCUACUUCACAAUUCACGCCGAGUUGUGGAGGAGUACUUUGUAGCCCCCCCAGGUAAUAUCUCUCUGCCGGAUGAACAAGAGCCCUUCCUGCAAGAUGAGAAGUAACUCACUGGGCAUGAGCAUG